Molecule: messenger RNA, 2914 nt
Organism: Macrosteles quadrilineatus (aster leafhopper)
Lineage: Eukaryota; Metazoa; Arthropoda; Insecta; Hemiptera; Cicadellidae
Product: circadian clock-controlled protein daywake-like
Exons: 6
Coding region: 19-819 (266 amino acids)
Source: RefSeq, a predicted model, not a curated record
UCGAGUGAAGCUGGUUGCAUGGUUGCAUCACAGUUGCACGCAGAGAGGGAAGUUCUUUGGUCAUUCCACAACAUGAAGUCUCCCGCGCUGUUCCUACUGGCUACAUGCGUCACGGUCGCCGUCGCAGCCAAAAUACCCGACUAUGUGCCUGUGUGCAAGAAGAGUGAUCCAAACUUCGACCAAUGUGUCAUCAAGGCCAUUGAGGUUGUGCGUCCUCACCUUGCUAAAGGUAUUCCCAAGAUGAAGGUUCCACCAGUAGAACCACUGGUGAUUCCAGCUCUAGAGAUCAACCGAAACACAGACGCUCUCCAAGUGAAGGCUAAGCUGACGGACAUCCGAGCGUUCGGGGGCUCUAACUUCAUCGUCAACAACCUCAAGACGGAUCUGAACAAGCUUGCUGUGGUUGCGUCAGUGACUCUUCCUUUCUUGCAAGUGACGUCAGACUACGACGUUGAUGGACGGCUCUUGGUCAUUCCUCUCAAGGGAAAAGGGAUCUUCAAGGGAAACUUUACUAAUAUCAAGGCUGAUGUGAGAGCAACUGGCAAGCUGAUCAAGAACAAGAAAGGGACUGAGUUCGCCCAAGUGAAGGACCUGUCAGUCAAGUUGAGGAUCGGAGACCAAACUGUCAAGUUUAUAAACAAGGGUAGUCGGGACACCGAGGCUAUAACUCAAACAGCAAUGAAUUUCUACAACCAGAACAGACAGCAAGUAUUGGAGAUUAUCAUGCCCAUUGUUGAAGAAACUACUGUGGCGUUCGCUAGGCAAUUCGGAAACACCAUCUUCAGAGCUAUUCCGUUUUCUGAGAUUCUCCCCAACUAAUAACUAUUUAGCCGUGUGCUAUGAUGAAGUUACCGUCUAACCAAUAUAUCCUAGUGGUGCUUAAAAACUGUGGCCACAUGGCUUCCAGCUUUAAACAAAAUGUACCAUGUACUUAAUAAGAAUUACUUGUAAAUACUUAGGUGUAUUAAAGUAUAUUUAAAGAAUAAGAACGAAUUUUAAUACAUUAUUUAUUACCGGGCGAGUCCAGUAAACACAUUUUGGACGAGUGACGUUCGAUUCGAUAUUUUAGGCUACUCUAAGCUAACAAAAAGUCCCCGCUGACUAAAAGACUAAUAAUCAUUACUCAUAACCUCAAAGAUAGGCUAUGUUUUUUUUUUUUAUAAUCACUCAUUGCCAAAUAUAAUCAGCUGGUUGGUGUCCGGAGAGAUCGAUGGUAAAAACUUGGGAGACGGAAGUCUUGCCAUAAUCCUACCCGGGUACUGUUGAAGCUAAUCGCCUGAUUUAAGGCCUUUCCUGUCAGUUGAGGGGUAGCAAGCGCGACAGGGAAGUAAAUGCGAGAUUGACCUCCAAUUCCUAACCUAACAAGUGUUUUGAUUUUACGUGUUGGCAACAAAAGCGAAAAUCUUUAACAUAUAAAACUAAGACAACGCUGUUGAUACAACUAUUUUUUCUGAUGUAACAACAGUGGUCAUAGUUUAUUUCGUUGAGUCGUAAGUUAAGAUUUAUUGAAAUAUUUGUCUAUACAAAAGAAUAUAAUUACAUUUUUGUAUGAUAUUGGACAAGUUUUCUUCAAAUCUUGACUGCAAACGUCAUUUACCAAAUACCAAUUAUAUAAUUUCUGGGUUAGUAACUAAUGUAUAAAUACAGCCACAUCUAAAGCAUCUGUAAAUCAAUGGUUACACACAGAGCCACCAUUUAGUAUUUUUUUUUAAUAUCCAUGUUACUUAACAUUUUAAUAUUUAAAUACAUUUUAAUCCUAGUAUAAUUAGCUUUUGCAAAAAUGUAUUACAAUUUACAAAUGUAACAUUCAAUAUGGCAGCCAUUUAAACAUUUUUAACAGUAGUACAGUAACGUUAAACCUGUAAAUCUUAAAAUAAACACAAGAAUGCUUUUCACAGUAAAUUCUGCAACAAACGUAAUGAGACAUCAACAUAGAAAAUCCAAUUACAAAUUGGAAAUAUGGCAUUUUUUGUGGUGCGUGCCUAAAAAGGCGUAUUAGAGCGUGCGGUAUAAGUACUUGUCUGCAACUAUGUGACUAUCACCAACCAAUACGAUAGUUUCAUAAGAACUAAAUAUAUGUGUGAAAAAAACAGUCAUUCUUACGUCAACCUAAAAAGAAUACCUAAAAAACUAUAUAUAUAUAUAUAUAUAUAUAUAUAUAUAUAAAAUUAAAAUACCGUCAUUAAUACAUUACUAGUGGCUUGUAGGGGCAAUAGCCCCUUUGGAUGAAUAAGAUCCCCCUCUAAUAUUUUUGUAAGUAAAUAUACAGAGAUAUUCUUUUGGUGGUCUUACAAUCUUAGCAGGAAGUUUAAUUUUUUUUAUUUUAAAACUUUUGAGUGUCCCCCAAAAAGGGGGAUUUUGGGGGCAACUCAAAACUCUUAAAUGUAAAACCUCUUCAAGUGACACCUCAUUUUGAAGUGUUUACAAAAACUUGAAGAAUGGUGAAAACCAGAGUUCACUAUCUCUCUUCUGUCUAAAAUUGUAGCCAAUAUUACAACUACGAACCAAUAUUACCAUUGAUUUUCCAUAACAUUUGACGGGCUACCAUUUUGGACAGAAUAGAGAUAGCGAACUCUGGUUUUCACCAUUUUUUACAUUUUUGUAAAAACUUUAAAGUGAGGUGUCACUUGAAGGGGGUUUACAGUUAAAAAUUUUGAAUUGCUCCCAAAAUCCCCCCUUUUUGGGGGACAUUUAAAAAUUUCAAUAUCAUAAAAUGAAACUUCCUGCUUAUAUUGCACGACUACCAAAAGUAUAUCUCUGUAUAUUUACUAAGAAAAAUAUUAGAGAGGGGGUCUUGACUUUUUAUUCACCUUGUGUAUAUAUAUAUAUUCUAGUAAUUAUUUUGUACAAAUUAUUAGUCUCAUGGGUUACCCUACCUUGAAUUAUUGUUUAACAAUUUUGUAUGUUAUAAUAU